GUACACAGUAAAGAAAAAGAUAACCCUAAAACUUGGUGGAGUGAAAUCAAACGCCUAGGAGGAAUGAAAUCAAUGAACAGCUCCCUAAUAAAUUUCAUAAAUAUCGCUGGUUUUGAAGAUAUAUCGGAACAAGAACUAGCAAACAGAAUAAAUACAGCUUUUCUUGAGCCCUUAUCAGAAUAUAAACUAUCUUCACCGUUAGAGCGACUUAACUUAGAGGAAAACCCAGAUUUCUUAGAAGUUUCUGAAGAAAGGGUUUUAUCACAGCUAAAAAAACUCAACCCCAGUAAAAGUGGUGGCCCCGACGAAGUGCCCAAUUGGCUCUUGCGAGAGUAUGCUGUAAUCCUUGCCCUCCCAAUUAGUCUACUCCUAAAUGCAUCCUACAAACAACAACGCCUACCUGCAAUAUGGAAACUUGCGAAUGUUUCACCGCUGCCAAAAGUAAAAAUAGUACAGGACCUGAAAAAAGAACUUAGGCCCAUUUCUUUAACACCUAAUAUUUCGAAGGUUGCAGAGCAUUUCGUUGUUAAUGAUUAUGUGAAACCAGCUCUUUUGAAGAAAAUUGACCCCAAUCAGUAUGGAGCAAUCCCUAAAUCAUCGACGAUUUUUGCUCUUCUUAGUAUGGUGCAUAACUGGACCUCCGGGCUUGACGGUACCGGUUCUACAAUUAGAAUCAUUCUACUCGAUUACCAAAAAGCUUUUGAUCUAAUUGAUCACAUAAUUUUGUUCAAAAACUACUUCAGUUAG
Paramuricea clavata is the source of this 747-nucleotide messenger RNA. Lineage: Eukaryota; Metazoa; Cnidaria; Anthozoa; Malacalcyonacea; Plexauridae. The record is from the annotation of a GenBank genome assembly.